Hippoglossus stenolepis (Pacific halibut) is the source of this 7105-nucleotide messenger RNA. It is a transcript of the gene braf, whose product is annotated as B-Raf proto-oncogene, serine/threonine kinase. The coding region runs from base 33 to 2501 and encodes 822 amino acids. The transcript has 20 exons. The record is from RefSeq and is a predicted model, not a curated record. Gene Ontology annotation, molecular function: protein kinase activity; ATP binding. Lineage: Eukaryota; Metazoa; Chordata; Actinopteri; Pleuronectiformes; Pleuronectidae. Gene Ontology annotation, cellular component: mitochondrion; cytosol; plasma membrane. Gene Ontology annotation, biological process: signal transduction; protein phosphorylation.
AUUAUUUUCCACUCAGUUUCUCGCAGUUUAAAAUGGCGGCGUUGAGCAGCGCCGAGUCCCCACCGCCCGUCUUUAACGGAGACACCGCGGAGCGGGAGCCGGGCAGGGAGCCGGGCCUGGAGGAGCUGGGCGCCGGGCUGGACGCCUCCUGCGCGCAGGGGAUCCCCGGAGGUCCGCAGGAUGAGGAGAUCUGGAACAUCAAACAGAUGAUAAAGUUGACACAGGAACACUUAGAGGCUCUUCUGGACAAGUUUGGAGGAGAACACAAUCCCCCCUCCAUAUAUCUAGAGGCCUAUGAGGAGUACACCAGUAAGCUAGACGCCCUGCAGCAGAGGGAGCAGCAGCUGCUGGAGGCCAUGGGGAACGGCACAGACUUCUCCUGCUCUCCCACAACCACGCCAGACCUUCUGGAGGUCAAGAUGGGUGGCUGUGGGGCUGGGGGGGGGGCUCAGGCCUUUCCUUCUGCCCCCAACACAUUGGAUUGCCUGCAGACCCCCACCGACGCCAGCCGAGCCAACCCUCGCUCCCCGCAGAAACCCAUCGUGAGGGUCUUCCUGCCCAACAAACAGAGAACAGUGGUCCCAGCCCGCUGUGGGAUGACUGUGAGGGACUCGUUGAAGAAAGCUCUGAUGAUGCGAGGCCUCAUCCCCGAGUGCUGUGCCGUGUACAGGAUACAGGAUGGAGAGAAGAAGCCUAUUGGCUGGGACACAGACAUAUCCUGGCUGACAGGGGAGGAGUUACAUGUAGAAGUGUUAGAGAAUGUGCCGCUCACCACACACAACUUUGUGAGGAAGACCUUCUUCACACUGGCCUUCUGUGACUUCUGCAGAAAGCUGCUCUUCCAGGGUUUCCGCUGUCAGACCUGCGGUUACAAGUUCCACCAGCGCUGCAGCACUGAGGUUCCACUCAUGUGCGUCAACUACGACCAGCUAGACUUAUUGUUAGUGUCCAAGUUCUUUGAGCAUCACCCGUUCACCCAGGAGGAGGUGUGCUCCGAGGGAACCACCCCCGUGUCGGAGGCCUGUCCGUCACUUCCCCCGUCCGACUCCAUGGGGUCUAUGUGCCAUGCCAGUGUAUCACCGUCCAAGUCCAUACCCAUCCCACCCAGUUUCCGGCCCAGCGAGGAGGACCACCGCAACCAGUUUGGCCAGCGGGACCGUUCGUCCUCGGCCCCCAACGUCCAUAUUAACACCAUCGAGCCUGUCAACAUAGACGACCUGAUUCGAGAUCAGAGCUUACCACGAUCAGAUGGAGCCCCCCCGACCCACCCCGCCCGCUGCUUGAGGAAGCACCGAACACGGACCUCAAGCCCCCUCCUAUACUCCUACCCCAAUGACAUAGUGUUUGAUUUUGAGCCUGAGCCUGUUUUCCGAGGCUCCACCGCAGGGCUGUCGGCCACGCCGCCCGCCUCUCUACCCGGCUCCCUGACCAACGUCAAGGUUCCACAGAAGUCGCCGUGUCCGCAGAGGGAGCGCAAGUCGUCGUCCUCGUCUGAGGACCGCAAUAAGAUGAAAACCCUGGGGAGAAGGGACUCCAGCGAUGACUGGGAGAUCCCAGAGGGUCAGAUCACUCUGGGCCAGAGGAUAGGCUCUGGAUCCUUUGGAACUGUCUACAAGGGAAAGUGGCAUGGUGACGUGGCGGUGAAGAUGUUGAACGUCACCGCGCCCACGCCACAGCAGCUCCAGGCCUUCAAGAACGAAGUGGGAGUCCUCAGGAAAACGCGUCACGUGAACAUCCUGCUGUUCAUGGGCUACACCACCAAGCCUCAGCUGGCCAUCGUGACCCAGUGGUGCGAAGGCUCCAGUCUGUACCACCACCUACACAUCAUCGAGACCAAGUUUGAGAUGAUCAAGCUGAUCGACAUCGCCCGGCAGACUGCUCAGGGCAUGGACUACCUGCAUGCGAAAUCAAUCAUCCACAGAGAUCUGAAGAGCAACAAUAUUUUCCUCCAUGAGGAUCUGACGGUGAAGAUCGGUGACUUUGGCCUGGCUACAGUCAAGUCCCGCUGGAGUGGCUCCCACCAGUUUGAGCAGCUGUCUGGAUCUAUUCUGUGGAUGGCUCCAGAGGUGAUCCGGCUGCAGGACAAGAACCCCUACAGCUUCCAGUCAGACGUCUACGCCUUCGGCAUCGUGCUGUACGAGCUCAUGUCCGGAGUGCUGCCCUACUCCAACAUCAACAACCGAGACCAGAUCAUAUUCAUGGUGGGUCGAGGUUACUUGUCUGCCGACCUCAGCAAAGUGCGCAGCAACUGUCCAAAGGCCAUGAAGAGGCUGAUGGCCGACUGUCUGAAGAAGAAGAGGGAGGAGCGACCUCUCUUCCCUCAGAUCCUGGCGUCCAUCGAGCUGCUGGCUCGCUCGUUACCCAAAAUCCACCGCAGCGCCUCGGAGCCUUCGUUAAACCGAGCCGGCUUCCAGACGGAGGACUUCAGCUUGUACGCCUGCGCCUCCCCCAAAACCCCCAUCCAGGCCUGUGGCUAUGGGGAGUUUUCAGCAUUUAAGUAAGUGCUGCAGAUCCCACCACUCCAUCCCUCGUCACUUCUCAAAAGUCUUGUGUCUCUGCGGUGGAUUAAUUACUGGAGAAAAAAAGAAAAAAUUUGUCUCAAAGAACCUGAAGAAGACAACCAAAAGCUGUCCUGCAGUCAAACAGCCACUGCGACAGACAAAACUGAAUUAGGAAAAAUAAAAAAAGAACAAAAAAAGCAACUUGAAUGACACAAAAACAAAAAAUAACAUCCAUACCAAAACCGUUUUUCCCGCCUGCUGGAGGGAAAAGAUGAAGGCGACAAUGAAGGGGAGACGGCGGAGGGACGUCAGGAGAAGUCGAGGCUGUGGACGCCGCUCGUCUCGUCGUUUCCAGUGCGAACGAGGAGGGGGGCUGGUUUUCUUUUCAGCCGGGCCGCCGCCGCCGCCGACCUGCACUUGGAGUGACGGCAGAACGGGGCCUGUGGAAGGAGACGCAGCGCCCCCAUCUGACGGGGGGUAGAGAUGGAAGGUCGGGCGCCGGCCUUGUUCCCCCCACGAGAGCUGGAGGUCACUGGGCAAGGGGGUUAACCCCACCACCCCCUCCCCUUGAAGAGCGAUGACUUGAAAGAUAGAUCUAUUUUUACUUUUUCGUUUGUUUCUCCCGUUUCAGAGUUAAGCUAGCAUUAGCUAGGAGUGAUGACCUUUUUCUGUCCUUUGUUCCUCUAGAGGAGAUGGUAGCUGUGCGACAUGCAGCACUGGCCCCCUUUUUUUUUUUUGUUGUCCUUUUGGGCUUAAUGCUGACCAAAUUCUGCAAAAUACUGAGUUUUGCCUUCUUGUUUGCCUCCAACAAAGUCAACACCGGUGAUGAAACGGCCGCAGCUCUUUAUCUCUCUGGAAUAGAUUGUGCAUGCGAAAAGCAGGAGAAGCAGAUUUGCAGGAGUCCCGAGCACAGUAGCUGCUCUCUGGGAGGAAAAAUGCUAAUUUAUUUGGUGAUGCUGGAAACAACGCGAGAGGGAGUUCGUAAUCGAUCUAAAAAGAACCUGGUCGGAGUUAACUCAUUAGAUUGGACUCGAUUCGCAAGGUUUCGCGAUGUUGGAUAAUUCGACGGGGACCCUCUACCUUUUCAAAUGAUCUCAUCGGAAGUGGUUAUUUGUGUGGCUUCCGUUUGGAAACUCCCAUUGCGCGGCGUGAAGGGAGGAAAGACGCAGGCUUGAUAGAUGAUGGAAGCUAAACAAGGUUUGUUUUUUUAAAGAGCCGAGUCUAAGCCAAGCUGCUGCCCCGGGGGUUUAUACUGAGCUAAAGAGUGUGUACAGUGAGUUGUUACACAGCAUCUUUGCAACUAAAGCUUUUCAUUCGCUUCUGCCGCUUUCCCACAGAACCCAACCUCUACUUUCUUUUGUGACACCAAGUGCAUGUCUUUCUUCUUUUUAUUUUUUUUUUAAAUCACGUGGCUUUAAUAUUGCACUCUGCUUAAGACGGGGACCUUACUUGUUGCCGCUGCUGACCAAUGAGCUGCAGCGUGAUCUGCUGAAGGGACACGUGGUCUUCUGGCAGGUUCUGUUAGUCUUGGAAAAAAACAAAGUUCUGAAUCGUUCCUUUCAGUCACACCUUUCUAACCUUUUUCUACACACAUGCACCUGUUACUCUUUUCAUUCCAGCGUGUGUUGUAGGUGUUACACAUUCUUUUUUUCAUGUUUUUUUUCAUUAUUGUCAUUGUUUGCCUUUUUCUGUACAGGCAGGCCUGCAGAUAUUUACUUAUUUAUGUGAAUCUUUUCUUUUUUGUUGGUUUAACUGAUUUAAUUUCCAGAACCGCUUUAUUUGACGCUCUUGUCUUUCUCUAGACGCUUGUUUUAGUCUUUGUGACUCGUGUACUUGCACUUUGUAGAGAUGAGACGGAUCGAAGCAAACGAGCGACUUGCCUUGACUUUUUUGUUUUGUUUUUUUUUUAAAUUGAAGAAUAAAUUGUGACAUACAGAGCUGAUGACCUAAAAACCCACCUAAUGCAUGAGUCAUCUGCCGAGGCCCGAGUGUGAAUAUUUUUUUGCCGAGAAUGACUCUUUGAUAAAGCCUCCACGAGCCGAGUAUGUCACCAUGUGUGAUGGGGAGCGGAGAAAAUGAGGCUGCUGGCUUGAUGAAUGGAUGUUUUUGGAGGUAGAGCACACAGUUGAAGCGUCCAUCCAUCCAAAUACGAUAACCUGGUUCUUCACAUUCAUCAUGGAUCAUGCCUUUCCAUCAUAAACGCCAUGAACUAAACCCCCACUCCCCCCCGACCCCCAACCGCUUCAUGGAACUGUCCGGCUUGUGAGGAGAUACACUUACUUAUCAUCUUACCCACAAGUCCCAUCUUAGGGCUGCAACGGAUUUAGCCUAGCUUAGCACAAAGACUGGAAGCAGAGGGGGGGGGGAACUGCUAGCCCUGACCCAGGACAGUCUUACAGCUUAUCCCAGUCCUGGAUCAUACACCUCCUUUUUAGUCACAGGGCAGCUCAUGAAAUGUGUCACACUUGCAUAUUGAACAUGCAAGUGUGGUUAAAACUUAAAGAGUGACCAAACCCACAUUUGUGUGAAGCCUGGCAUCUACUGGCGAAAGCAAGGUACUUCAUUCCCACCGGCUAUUGUUAUGGUAAUCAUUCUUAGCAUUAUUCUGUCAUUGUCUCAGCAGUGUCGGCCACGUCGCUGGUUCACAUGAUGCUUUGGUUCAGGUCUUGUAAACAGCUUGUGCCCUCUCGUGGUAAAAUGCUUAAUUUAUUGAGCACAAGUUGGUGUUGGUUUUAAAAAGGACAGCUCGAGUUACGUGCUUUCACCAGGAGAUUUGAAGCUCCACGUUGGGUUUGGUUUGUGCUCUUCUAUAGUCUGUAAAUUCCAAAGACAUAGAAACAGUAUUGGUCUCUUACAUGUUACAUAUCCUUUGGUAUGAGUGACGUUCGUCUCUAUCCUUUAGCUUCAGUAAGCAUCUGAAGAAAAAAACCAUCGGGUUCAGGUUGUGAAGGAGACUUUGAGUCAUUAGAGAGACAACGAGGCCAUGGUCAGGAAAGGCUAAAGGUUUGGAGAUAAAGAUAAAAAAAAACAGCUUUAGGUGGAAGUGGAAGAUGAGGUAAUUGGUCAAGGGUUCUAAAUUGAAUCAUUACAUUCUACUAACAGACUCAGAAACCUGAUUUAAUCCUCUCCUCUGCCUCAGAGCUAUAAUUAUGGCUUUAUAUAUAUAUAUAUAUAUUUAUUUUUUAUGAAGUCAGGGCUCUGACGCAGGCCUUGGUCAUUACAGCUCAAGGAUACACAUCUCCAAGCACUGGACCACACAGUCUCAAACACUUUCACAUAAAGGACAGUUCAGAGUCUGGACUGUGGCAGGAAUCUGCAGGGAACAUACGCAGUUUACAGAGGAAGCCGCUGUCAGCCUCUACUCACUGAAACUGACUUUAUUCUCACAAGAGUUUAGCUUCUUGAGAAAGUUACACAAAAUACAUUUUGUCACUUCUCAAUUAAUUGCCGAUUAAGGUUGGAAAGCAGGUAAACUCUGUCCAGGCUGUUCUCUCCAAACCCAAACACAUGAAACCAAAACCGUCUGCGUGGAGAAAUCCCACCAGAGGUUGUUUGCCUAACGGUCUCUGCUCAAAGUCCUCUCACAUGGAGCUGUUGACUGUAUCUCAUGGUCUUCUUCAGCACGCUGAGCUGACACAGUUGAAAAAAAUGCAGAUGUUCAAACUUUGAUCGAUGAUUCCGAUCAAAUCCUUCUUGUGCAUGUCGGGGGGAAAAAUGGCGACCAUGGAGGUUCAUUCUUGACGUUGGGAAGAACCUCAGCUCCAAGUUUACUUACUGGCUUGUUGUAACAAAUGUAGAUCAAUGUUAAAGCCCACACAUUCGAAUCAAUUAAACGUCCAAACACGUGAUAUGGUCCAGAACCAGUGAGUAAGUGGACUUGUUUGGUAAACUUCAGUUUACUAGGUCAACAAUGAACUGGCGACUGGAAAAUAUCCCGUGGUCCCAGUCCUCUUCCACAGGCAUCGGUGUGGUCCUCCAGAAACUAGCAGAUAGUAGUAAUCUGGGAUUUCAUAUUCUUCAUUGUUACCAGGACAGGACCUGAGGGAGUAAACAGCAACGUCUUGAAGAAUGCUGUAUUCAUUAUCAAGUUUUCUGAUGUCCGUCUAUAAACCGGAGAGUUUACAGGACUGACUCUCCUCCGCCGCCCUCCUCCUCUGAUCUCACUCUCUCACUCUCUUCUCCUCCACGUAAUGCACAGCCUUGCUCUCUCUUCAUUCCUCCUUUUUUGUUCUUCAGACACAUUCCCCUCCUCCCUCCUCCUUGCCUGCACCUUAAACCCAACAACUGAGAACUAUCAUGAAAAAAAAAAACCUAACUUUAUGGAGACAUUUUUUUGGGGGUUAUAUGUUUUGUUUCACCUGUAAAUAGUUGUACAAAGGAAAUACUGUCAGUUUGCUAGGAGGCAUGGAGACCACAAAUGUAACAAAUGAUAAACUGUUGAAAAAUGAAGAGACGAGGAUUAAAAGAUGUUUUGAUAGGCAGACUUCUGAGAAAACCAGUUGAGUGUAAAAACUAUUUAAGGCUGUAUCAUAAGAAGAAAAAGCUUAAUGUAUUUGUUGUGAAUAUGAAAAACUGAUAUAUUAAAGAAGUGCAUGAAAACUGUA